CUUGAGAUCUUUGCGUCUGCGGACAACCUGUCGGAUAAAAAUAAGUGAACGCAACAAGUGCACCUCCAAUACAAUUAUUAUAGUACAAUAAAAGAAAAAUAGGAAUAAUAUGCAAAAUAUGUAUAUAACGCGAUAAAUACAAAAAAAUACACUAAUACAUAUGAAAACAUAAAUAUAAAUAUUUGGCUUAAUGGAAUAAUAUACAAAUCUAUCUAAGAGAUACAAAAAAAUGUAUAAACAUAUACUGCAUAUAUAAGCCGUACUUGCACAUAUUUCAUUGUUUUAAAUUAAUUUUAUCGUAUUGCUUUAACUAAAACCGAUUUCAAAAAAGUGAAUGUCAGUUACAAAUCAAUAACAAACAAAAUAAAUCAAAAAGCCCAAAAAUAAUAAAAGAAAAUCAACAAAAACAAAUAUCGUAAAACAAACAAAAAUUGUGUUGAUGUAAUUUUAAAAUAUUAUUAUUGAACAAAUUAAAUACUUUUACAACUGGUAAGGCUGGACAAGAUAUGCUCAGCAUGGAAAUGCAAAGAUCUCAUCUCAAUCAUGGUAUUAGUUCGCUACCAUCAGUCUUGACUCAUCAUGGCAGCACGGUCGCCGGGACACACCAUCACCAUCAUAAUCACACGCAUCAUCUUCAUCGGCCGCAUCACAACAAUCAUCAGCACAGUAACAGCAACACCUCUGGUCAGCAUGCACAACCACACCACCACGUUCAGCAUUUACAACAUUUAGAUUCUAGUUUAAUGCAAAAUAGCUCAAACGACCAUAGUCACACUCAACUGCAGUCAGCUCAGACCUUAACAUAUGAUGUUAAAUCAAAAGUUCACAAAUUAGAUGAAUAUUGCUUAACAAGCAAUGGCAACACGAUUCCUACAAACACAUCGACUGGAUCAACAGCACAGGUGCCUACAAAUUUUAUGUCUCAAACCGCAGCAGUCGAAUGGAUUACAGUCAUGAAUGAAAAUCACAAUAAUGCAGAAGAUUCCCGCAGUUCUCAAGGGAGUAUUUCCGGUGAUGGUCAUGGCGGUGUCAAUCAACUGGGUGGAGUGUUUGUCAAUGGCAGACCAUUGCCUGAUGUGGUGCGACAAAGAAUUGUUGAAUUGGCGCACAAUGGUGUGAGACCAUGUGAUAUAUCUCGACAAUUACGAGUCAGUCAUGGCUGUGUAUCCAAAAUUCUCUCAAGAUAUUAUGAGACUGGUAGCUUUAAAGCUGGCGUUAUUGGCGGAUCAAAGCCAAAAGUUGCCACUCCCCCCGUAGUAGAUGCUAUAGCAAAUUAUAAACGCGAAAAUCCCACCAUGUUUGCUUGGGAAAUUCGAGAUAGACUUUUAUCUGAAGGUAUAUGUUCUCAGGAUAAUGUGCCGAGUGUAUCAUCUAUUAAUCGGAUUGUGCGAAAUAAGGCUGCUGAAAAAGCUAAACAUGUCCAUCAUCAACAACAGCAAAGUAGCGGGAAUGUAAGCGGGGGCAGUGGAGGGACAAAUAACGGCGGCGGUAGCAGUAUUAUAACAGAUCAUUUGGAGAAUAAUUCCAAUGAACUGUCAGCUAUUAAUAAUAGUAAUAAUAACAAUAGUAGUAACAAUAACAAUGGUAGCAAUAAUACAAAUAUCAGUAGUAAUAAUGCUGGCAGUGGAAACAACAAUAAUAAUAUUAACAGUAACAAUGCCACCUCCGUAAUAACACAUGCACCAGCCUCAGAGACAGGAUCUACAGGACCGCCGGCAGCAGGUGCUGCUGCAGCCAUGCAAUUACAGCAGCAACAUAAUAUACUCAAUACAGCGAAUAAUAGUAAUAACAGCACCACCUCUACAACUAGCAAUAAUCAGAAUACUACAAAUGGUAUCGGAGAACAUCGAACAGCCGGUUAUAGUAUUAAUGGUAUUCUAGGCAUACAUCAUCCACAACAUAAUCAUCACAACCACCAUCAUCAUCAUCAUCAGCAUCAACCACUACACCAUCAAAAUCAACAGCAUCAACAAAGUUCACCCAUUGCUACGGAUCACCAAGGAAACAGUAUUAAAAGAAAGCGUAUAGAUGAUCAAGUUCUGUUAAUCGCCGAUGAAAAUCGUGAUAUUAACAUGCAUGCUGAAGAAGAUGUGAAAAGACAACGCCUGUCAUACAGCGGAGAUCAGAUUUAUUCAAAUAUCUGGUCCGGUAAAUGGUGUAUAAAAGAUGAGCAUAAGCUACUUUCGGAAUUAGGUACUCUGACAACAAAUGGCGGCAGCGUAGCAGCAUACUAUGAUAGUCACAAUGGAUUUCCGCCUUCAGUGGCAACCGGAAAUAAUGAUAGCAUGUUGUAUGAUAGUAUUACUACAAUAUCUCAGACACAGGGUUCUCUGUAUACUCCCACUAUAGGUGCAUCUAUUGGCGGUUCUAAUACCUUAACGCCCUUAGUUCCUGUCAGUAUGCACGAUAUGAAGGUAGGCUCUAGCCUGCAUGAUCAAUCUAUGUCCCCCUAUUAUACAGCCAUUGCCCUUGAAAAUAGCAGCUAUACAGCACUUGGUCACAUUGAAAAUAUUGUGAAUAGUAAUAACGAUACGAAUGCAAUAGAGACACCACAAGCUCAGACUAACGCUGGCGAAGUUUUGGAAGAUACAGCCACAACUGAAAUUUCUUUAACCAUUUUGGAAACGGAUGAUGACAAUGUUACGACUGUGGUGCCGACAGUUUUGCGACGUAACCAUCAUACCCGCGGCUCUAACACAAGCAAUGCGACAACAGUGAGCUCAAUUAGUGGCGCAGCAACCUCUACGGCUACUUUGACAGCGUCAGAAACCACACAUAACCUCAAUAAUAAUAACAAUAAUAAUAAUAACAAUAAUAAUAAUUUAAGCACUAGAUCUCAGAGUCAUAGAGAUAGUAUUCAGCCUCAACUACAGCAUCUCGAAUCUCAUCAAGAUCAAACUCAAUCUCAGACUCAAAAUUCCGCAAAUCCUACCUCACACAUUUUAAUGGCCCCUAGUGGCAUCGCGACAAAUAACUCAAAUAUACCACCACCAUUCGCAUCUACUAGUACCAGUGCCACUGAUAUGACCGGUUAUGCGACAACAACUACAACAAUGUUGCCUAGUUUCAGUCACUAUACGUCAGCCUGUGGAUCUGUUGUUCCUACAUCAGACUACACAUAUAGUCCCACAUAUUCUCAAUAUGGUAGUGCAUAUGGAUCAUAUAGCUAUGGAUCAGGCGGUGGUAUUUUAAAUUCCUACUAUUAUGAAGGUGUACAAAACCAGUCUGUCAAUACUACAGCCCUCAGUCAAGACAUGCGUUCACCAUUAGCAGCUACCAGAGCCAAUUCUUUAGCAUCGGCUGCUUCACCUACCGGCAGUGCAUGUACGAAAUCUGAGACGUCUGACAUUUUUCUCGUCUAGUGAUUUUUACAUCAACUACGACAAUCCUCUUCUAGCUCUUCAAUAAUGAACUUGUUUAAUUAACAAAAACUAAUACUUCAGUUGCACCUACAAGACUUUUAUCAUUUUAUAUGUACACAUAUACAAAAACAAUGCAUACAUACUUCAUAUAUACAUUCGUAUUAUAUAAGAUUGUAAAAAUAGUUAAUUAAUAUAUUUAUUAUACAAAUGUACAUAUGUAUGUACAUAUUUAAACAAAAGAUGAACGUUUGAUGAUACUUAUACUUUUAUUAGACCUACAUAUAUACGUAUACCGCCUUACUUAUAUCCUAUUUAUUAAAUUUAGUAAAAUAGAACAAAUAUUUAACAUGUGACAUAGGUAAAAAAAAUGUAAAAUGUUCGAACAACUUACUUGAUUGUUUUCAAUAACGAGGACACAAAAAUGUUCUAUAAAACUAGUAACCACCUGAAAGAUUUAUUCUAACUCUCUGAGUCGAUUUAUUAAUGUACGCCCGUCUGUGUGUCCAUAAUUUGAUUUUGAAAAAUAUUUUAAUUUGUAUGAAUGUAUAUCGAUACCUACUUUUACGAUUAUUAGUAUACAGUCCUGUCACAGAUUUCCAUUCCGAUCGAAAGUGGAAUUAUAACUUUUCUUUUAGACAACGGAUGUGUAUAAAUUUUAUAUUGCGACGUCAACAUUGUACGUAUGUAUAUACUUUCAAUGUUAUUGAAGAAAUUGGUACCAGACGUGUAUAUUUUAAUAUAUUAUAUUAUUUUUCCCUCUGUGUAUUGAAGAAAAACUAAUUUUCUUAAUGAGGCUUUUUAUUAGGUAUUGGAGCAAGAUAAACAAAUUCCGAUAAAAUGUGAUAUAUAAAUUAUAUAAUUUUAAAUCGCAAUAUUAGUGUUAAUAGUGAAUUGUGGAUAUUCAAGUCAAAUGAUGUCCGAUGUUAAAAAUGAUACUAGCCUCCAUAAAUUUUAUGGGGGUUAUGUGAAAUAUUAGAUAAUUUUCGUCCUUGGGUAAAAUUUCACUAAAAUAUCUCGAAAAUGGCGACCUGCACUUUAAUAACAUCGUAUACAUGGACACACGGAUGAUCGAUCGGACGGACAUAGUUAAAUCGACUCAGAAAGUUAUUCUGAGUCAAUCGGUACACUUUAAGGUUGGUAUAGUACUAAUAUUUUAGUGCGUUACAAACAUCAGUACAAACGCAUUUAAGAGAAAAUAAAUAUUUAUUGAAUUAAGUUUCGAUAACCGUAAUAAAAUAUACAACAACAAUAAUACGUAUUUACUUUGAAAGAAAAACGUCAACGAUUUGUAUUUAGUAAAAUAAUUUUUAAGUUUAUUUAUUUAUACAAAACUAAUUAAUAUAUGUAAGUAAAGCGAUGUAGCUAUUCAUGUAACAAAAACCAAUAUUAAUGAAAAAUCUUCUUAACUGGAGACUGAACUCUCCGGCCGAAUAAUAGUUUUAAAAAUAAAUUAUCUGAAGGCGGCUUCUUAAGCCUUUUUACUCAAGAUAUGUACAUUAAGGUGUUUUUUCCGAUUACUGCGAUACUCAAUGUAGUAUUAGAACUGUGAUUAUUUACGUUAAAUCAGAUAAAGGAACUAUAAAGUUUAUAUGUUUUCAAAAUAUGUUAUCUAAAAAACUACAUUAUGUUUUUGCAGGCAAAAUAAUUAGUUAUCUAAACAAAUGAAAAUAUAUGUUGUAAAUCGGAUAACUUACAAUAAUGGAAAAAACAAUUAAAAUACAAUAAAAAAACACCUUUAUUAAUAUACAUAUUUACGAAACCAUAUAAUCUAAUCCGAUUCCUAAUAAAGAAAUUAAAACACUGUUGCACAGUGCUUAAAUACUCAAUACUUCAUUUUAUAACUCCUCGUACAUACGAGCCCUUACUCCCGAUGUACCCAAUGACUAAAUUGUUUGUUUAUAUUUGUGUUAUAAUUUAAAACAAUCCGCAUUAGGGGAGACAUGUUUUUAUUUUCCUAAAAGUUUGGUAAUUUUUGUAAGAAUUUACAUAUUUUCAAUUUGAAUACCACUACUAUUAAACGAAAAUGUCAAACUCAGCAAUUAAAAAUUAUAUAGUAUAAUAGAAAUUAAAAAUGAUAUUAGUUAAUGUUAAUAUAUCACUCAAAUUGCUGAUAGGUACAUAUUAAUAUUUAAUUACAUAAUUCAUUGUUUCACUUUAUUAAAGUAAAUGUAAUAACUAAAUUUAAAACAAAUAAAAAAUAUAACACCACUAUACCAAAUAUGUAUAAUCCAAGCACCAAGAUUAUAAAUCGACUUCAGAGUUUAGAUUUUCUCUUGGUAUGCAAAGGAUGACAAAUUAUAAAAACUUAUAAGACUAGACUGUAAAAACCAUAAUGAUUUUUGUAGGUUUAUGUAUGUACAUACAUGUACAUAUAUAAGAAGGGUUAUUAUGUAAAUAAAAAUACAUUAUAAAUCAAAAAGUAAAGAAUAAAACAAAAAUAAGUAACAAAAAGAUACCAAAUUCAAAUAAAAUUUAAAUAUUUAUAAUAAUUUUAAUUAAAAAACGUAAUGUUAAUGUUAAAAUAUCAUAUACAUAAAUACAUAGUAAUUAUUUAAGCCAAAGCGAGUAUAGAAGACUCGUAUCAACAAAAUAUUUAUAAUGAUUCUAAUCUUAAAAAUAAAAUUAUUAGCAUAUAACUUGCCACCAAAAAGCCCAUUUUGAAUGAUAUAUCAAAACAAUAAAUUCAAAUAAGUUUGAAAAGAAUUUAA
Molecule: messenger RNA, 6070 nt
Organism: Lucilia cuprina (Australian sheep blowfly)
Lineage: Eukaryota; Metazoa; Arthropoda; Insecta; Diptera; Calliphoridae
Gene: sv
Product: GATA zinc finger domain-containing protein 14
Exons: 13
Coding region: 507-3362 (951 amino acids)
Biological process (GO): anatomical structure development; regulation of transcription by RNA polymerase II
Molecular function (GO): DNA-binding transcription factor activity, RNA polymerase II-specific; RNA polymerase II cis-regulatory region sequence-specific DNA binding
Source: RefSeq, a predicted model, not a curated record